Protopolystoma xenopodis is the source of this 198-nucleotide messenger RNA. Lineage: Eukaryota; Metazoa; Platyhelminthes; Monogenea; Polystomatidea; Polystomatidae. The record is from the annotation of a GenBank genome assembly.
AUGAAUCCAAUUGUUGAGAUGCGCCUCUAUGAACAAAUGGCAAUGCUCAGUCCUGUGAUGGCUUUCUCCUGGUCCCGCUGGAAUCAUGAAUGCAAUGACCGCGAAAGUGUCAUCCUUUGCGCGGUGGGCCACCUUGACAUGGCUGGUCCUGUCGACGAGGUAAACAGUUUUCAAUUAAACUUUUUUUUCAAUUCUUAA